GACGUGAAGCCCGCGUUCGGUACGAGCAGUGAGGCUAUCGAGCGCUACUACUCGACGGGGAUCAUCACAUGGGGUCAGCCCGUGCAGGACCUCAUCGACGACGGCCAGCUGUUCAUACAGCAGUCUAAAGCGGUGGACGUUCAGCGCGGUUUGGUUAGCAUUCUGCUGGAGGGCUCGGCCAACGCGGGUAAGACGGCGUUGGCCGCGAAACUGGCGCUCGAAUCGGACUUUCCGUUCGUCAAACUCUGUUCGCCGGAGGAUAUGGUGGGCUUCACGGAGACCGCAAAGUGUAUGCAAAUUCGCAAAGUCUUCGACGACGCCUACAAAUCCACGCAAAGUUGUAUUCUCAUCGACGACAUCGAGGGGCUGUUAGACUACGGAGAUAUAGGCGCCCGCUAUUCAAAUCUGGUACUUCAGGCGCUGCGCGUACUGCUGAAGAAGGAGCCGCCGCCCGGCAAGAAACUGCUGAUUCUGUGCACAACGAGCCGUAAGGACGUGUUGGACCAGAUGAAGCUGCUGUCGUCGUUCACGGCUGUACUCCAUGUGCCGAAUCUGACGAAACCCGAGCACCUGAUCACUGUUCUGCUGAGUUUGGCCGAGAAUAACGAGAACUCGUGUUUCACUCGCGACGAGAUCUCGAGAAUAUCCAAAAAGAUUUCCUCCAAUCGUCUCUCAGUGGGCAUCAAGAAGGUGUUGGGAUUCAUCGACUGGGCCCGUCAGAUGGAACCAUCGCAUCGCAGCUCGAAGUUCCUGAUGAAGUUGGAGGAGGAGAUGGCCAUCAUCUGAACGGCUGUGCUCUAGAAGUUUGGUCUUAAGUAUUAAACAAUAUAUCAAUAAAUAUAUAUUUAUUAUUGUUAACCAAUAUAUCUAUUAAUUUGAUUGGCAAGCAAUUAGAAAAGUGUUAAAAUUUUAUUUAUUUAUUGAGUAGUUUUUUGAAUGAAUAAUUCAGUCAUUUGUCGAAACAAUCAGUGGUUGAGAAACACGAUAAUAUUUAAAAGUUAUAUAAAGUUAUGAACUAUAGUUACUAUCAAUACAUAGACACAACUAUAAUAUACAAUAUAUUAAUCAUCACAUCAAUAACUCAAAUUACUAAAUGUUUAGUGGAUUUUUAGAAAUAUUCUCCCGCAAAGUGUAGUUCCCAU
Oppiella nova is the source of this 1142-nucleotide messenger RNA. NCBI's taxonomy places the organism in Eukaryota, Metazoa, Arthropoda, Arachnida, Sarcoptiformes, Oppiidae. The record is from the annotation of a GenBank genome assembly.